Fundulus heteroclitus (mummichog) is the source of this 2157-nucleotide messenger RNA. RefSeq names its product cholinergic receptor, nicotinic, beta 1 (muscle) (gene chrnb1). The record is from RefSeq and is a predicted model, not a curated record. The transcript has 10 exons. Gene Ontology annotation, biological process: nervous system process; regulation of membrane potential; monoatomic ion transmembrane transport. Gene Ontology annotation, molecular function: acetylcholine-gated monoatomic cation-selective channel activity; transmembrane signaling receptor activity. Lineage: Eukaryota; Metazoa; Chordata; Actinopteri; Cyprinodontiformes; Fundulidae. Bases 138 to 1583 code for a protein of 481 amino acids. Gene Ontology annotation, cellular component: neuron projection; synapse; postsynaptic membrane.
AACAACAGCUCCGGCCAGCCAAACCGAACUCAAAGUGACAAAACGUUCCCGUUUGCUGGAUGAGAAAAGAGGAAAUCUAAAUCUCAGGAGUUGGACUUAACCUGUUUGAAGAUCCCAGUUUGGUUCCAGGGGCCACUAUGAAAAGCCUGCCGAGCGCGUUGCUGUUGGCAUGUUGCUUAUUCAGCCUGAGCUCGUUAGGAGGUGCUGUGGAGGCAGAGCAGACAUUAAUGAAGAAAAUCUUCGCCAACUACAACCUGAAGGUGCGGCCUGCUCGCACCCCCGAAGAGAGGGUGGUGGUUCGCGUGGGGAUGAUCCUCUCCUCCUUCGUUGGACUGGAAUGGACGGAUUAUCGGCUCACAUGGAAACCCAAGGAGCAUGAGGGGAUUGAGGUGCUGCGUAUCCCCUCUGGAAAGAUGUGGCUUCCUGACAUUGUUCUCAUCAAUAAUAAUGACGGCGUGUUCGAUGUGGCCCUUCAAGUCCAUGUUCAGGUUUACAGUAAUGGCAGGGUGACGUGGACACCCCCUGCUCUCUACUGCAGCUCUUGUGGAGUCAAGGUUACAUAUUUUCCCUUCGACUGGCAGAAUUGCUCCAUGCAGUUUCGCUCCUACACGUAUGAUUUAACAGAGAUCGACCUGCAGUAUGCAAGAGACGCCAGAGGCAAGGAGAUCAGGGAGAUCCAGCUAGAUGGCGGCUUCAGUGAGAGCGGCGAGUGGUACAUCAGACACAGACCAAGCAGGAAGAACAUGAACGACGACAUGUACGAAGAAAUGACUUUCUACCUGAUCAUAGAGAGGAAGCCGCUGUAUUACAUCAUCAACAUCAUCAUCCCCUGCAUACUUAUCACAAUCAUCGCCAUAUUCAACUUCUACCUGCCUCCCGAUGCAGGAGAGAAGAUGGGUCUGUCCAUCAACGUGCUGCUCACCCUCACCGUCUUCCUGCUGCUGCUGGCCGACAAGAUCCCCGAGACCUCGCUGGGCGUCCCCAUCAUUGUCAACUACAUCAUGUUCACCAUGAUCCUGGUCACCUUCUCCGUCAUCCUGAGCGUGGUGGUCCUCAACCUGCACCACCGCUCGCCCAACACCCACAUGAUGCCCAUGUGGGUACGCAAGAUCUUCAUCCACAUGCUGCCUCCUUACCUCUACAUGAUGCGUCCAAAAGUGGAGACCCCGCUUUCCCUGGAGAUCACUCCCCGCAGGGAGAAACAGAUGGUGAUGGCCAUCAGCAAAGCCGCUGACGAGUACUUCAUCCGCAAACCUGACAUGUCCAUCCUGUUCCCCAAGCCCAACAGGUUCCAGCCAGAGGGCCUGUGCACAGAUCUGAGGAAGUUCAUUGACGGCCCGAGCACCUACCUUACUCUGCCGGACGAGCUCAAGUCAGCUAUCGAGGCCAUCACGUAUAUCGCUGAGGCCCUGCAGGCUGAGAAGGACUAUGAAGCCCUGAAAGAGGACUGGCAGUUCGUGGCCAUGGUGGUGGACCGCAUGUUCCUCUGGAUCUUCGUCGUCUUCACCACCGUGGGCACCCUGGCCAUAUUCGCCGACGCCAGCUUCAAUCACACGCCCACAGACCCCUUCAAAGGGGCCUGAGGGACUGAAAGAGAACGCCGGGAAACGCUGCGGAGCGUUGUUCCAUAGGACUAGGUUCUCCCACGGUAACAGUUUCUGUCCCAGGAAGGAAGAUGGACGUUGUAUGAACACUGUUGGUCACGUGAACUUGGUCCCUUUCACCCCUGCUACAUGUGAAGGGGUUAAGCAUUGCUUGAACUGUAACGACCCGUCUAACUCUAGCCUAAUUCUUGUCACGUGUUAGUCUAGUAUGUGACAUUUGUGUUUUUAAAGCAUUUUAGCCACAGUUGAGCUCAGAUAUUCCCAAAUGCUGUUGACAGAUAAACACCAUGAAAAGCCAGCUGCUAUAAUAAGCUGGCGGUGCGCCUUUCACAGUGCCUGUGUGGAGAGUGGGGCACAUCCCUGGGGGUAAUCCUCCUGUGUGCUUCAGACACCGGCGCGCAUUUGUUUGGAGGCUAAUCCUGUAUUGCGGCGCAGAACAACAGUGUCCUCCGUGUCUCCCUUUGUCAGGGGACGCAAGGACACCGCAGGUCCGUUGUGGUGCGUGCUUUUGUUUUUGUCGUUUUAAUAAAGAUCUGAAGGGGAGGACACAUAU